AUGGCCAACACGUACGAGUUCGAGGCACCGCAGUUUGUCGACUUUGACGACAUCGACGCCACAGACGCCCAUGCCGACGAGUGCCGCCGCGCCUCCGUCGCCCCGGCGCCGGAGCAUGACCAUGCCGUGGCUGACAACAUGCUUCCGGGCACUCCAGUGAGUGCCGCUGCGGCGCAGCCGCUCGCGGCUGUCCCGGCCCGUGUGGCACUGACUGCCGUCAUGGCAUCCCCGCCUGGCGUUGCUCACAUGGCCGAUGUCUCGCGGCCGGGUGCGAUGUGCACCCCGUCACGGACGCCGGCAGUUGUUGACCUCGACGAACAGCAGCUUCCAAGCUCGCCCGAGCCGCUCCCAAUGCCUGCAGUCCUUAUGGCUGAAGCUGAGGCUGAGGCUCAGGGUGAGGCUCAGGCCGAGGCUGAGGCCGACGCAGACGCGGACGCAGACGCAGACGCCGAGGUCGAGAUCAUGGACGCCACGUAUGCUCCAAUCACGCAUGCGCCUCUUAUUGCUGCAGACGAAAUCAUGAUGUCACCGCUCAAGGCCGAGUUGCCGAGCCCGGCCGAUGAGCCCCUUGCCCUGCGGGACAUUGUCGCCGAGAACAUCAUCGCCGAAGACGUCAUCGCCGAAGACGUCAUCGCCGAAGACGUCAUCGCCGACGACGUCAUCGCCGAAGACGUCAUCGCCGAGACUGUCGAGCCGGAGGCCGCCACCGGCUCCGCCGAUGACUCGUUUACCAUUAUGUCGGCAUCGCUGACGUCGUCCACCAACGGCCCCCGUUCGCUGCUGGCAAGCUCGCUGCGGUCGCGGCCGAUCCGGGUCCGAAAGGUUGAGCAGCGCGAGAUUUCGUCGUCGCCCGAGCCCGAGGCCGAUACCACGGUCGUGCCCGCUUCGGCCGCUGCUCCGGCCGCCGCCUCGGUCCGUCCCAAGACGGCCGCAGGUGAGCCCAAGCCGAGGCCGCGCGCCAAGCCGCGUGCCAAGCCCGAGGCAAAGCCGCAGGCCAAGCAGGCCCGGAGACAGGCAGCCCGCGGCGGCGCCAAGCCAAGCGCUCGGGUUCCACGAUUCCUUCAGCCGACGGCGGCGUGGAAGGCUCGCGAGGCUGCUCGCGCUGCGGAAGCCAAGGCCGAGGCCGCGGCCAAGAGCGAGGUCAAAUCGGGGGCCAAGGCAGCCCGGAAGCGGCGGCCAAAGACGUCAGCCGGCCGCGCGCCGCGGUUCUCGCGACCGACCGUGGCGUGGAAGGCACGCGAGGAGGCGGUCGAGAGCGAGGCCAAGGCCGAGGCCAAGGCGCGGAGCAGCCACCGGCCGCGGACCGCGCCGGCGCUGACGGUGCCCAAGACGCCAGCGUUCCAGCGCCGCGAGCGGGCCAAGCCCAAGACCAAGGCUCUCACGUCGGAGGAGCUCGAGCUGCAUGCAAUUCGCGAGGCGCGAGCCGAGCUCAAGCGGCAGAUGGUGAAGAACCGCAAGCGUGCGGCGCGGCCCAAGAAGGCGCCGGUUUCCAAGCGCUCAGUCAAGCCGCUGACCGAGCCGGUUGCCUUCCGCUUCCACACCGAUUCGCGGAUCAAGAGCAAGCCGGCGGCCGAGUCGCCGCGGCCCGCAGAGCGCUCGAAGCGCCUCGCCGGAGUGCGCAAGGCCAAGGUGGCGGCGACCCAGCCGCGGCCGUUCCACUUUGCCUCGGACAAGGGUCCCAUCCACGCAUCGGCCUCGUUUGUCUCCACGGCCGAGGCCGUCAACGCCUUCCUCGCCAAGACGCCUACCCGGUUCAAGACCAAGCCGGCGCCGAUGGCUGCAUCGCGCCCGCUCCAGCUAACCAUCCCGGUCACGCCCAAGUUUGCCACAGACGCUCUCGCCAAGCGCGAGAAGCACGCCGUACUCUCAACCGAAGACGCCGAACUGGAGGCUAUCAAGGCUCAUCCCGGCUUCAAGGCUCGCCCGGUCAACGCCAAGAUCUUCGAAUCGUGCGGUGACUACGGAGUGCCCAAGGUGGCGCGCGUCAAGCCGACCCGCCCCAUCACGCCCACAUUUGCCUCUGACUCGCGCAUUGGCCGCCGCACCCAUGAUGAGCCCGCCGACCCGCCGUCAUUCACCUUUAAGGCCCGCCCGGUCCCACGCUCGGUGUACAAGGCGCCGCCGCCGCCGGCAGGCCCGGUUUCGGCGAUCAAAUCGCUCACCAUCCCGCACUCACCAGCGCUGGCAACCAAGGACCGCGCAUCGCGGCGACCCGAGCCGGUGCUUUCGGACGAGCCGCCGCGGCCGAAGUUCAAGGCCGGUCUCAUGCCGGUCUUUGACUCGCCUGAACCGCUGCCGACGCCCAAGCGCAAGCCGCUCACCGUCCCGGUCCCGUUCGAGCUUGCGUCGGACGUCCGCGGUGCCAAGUACCGCGCCCGCAUCGAGGCUGAGCGUGAGGCGCAGGCCGCCGCCGCUGCCGCCGCCGCCAAGUUUAAGGCCACGCCGCUGCUCGACCUGGAGACGCCCGACCCGCUCCCGCGCGCGGCGCCCAAGGAGCUCACCGUUCCGAUCCCGUUCGAGCUCGAGUCGGUCAAGCGCCACGAGGCUGCCGAAGCCUCGCGCGCCGCACGCAUUGCCGCCGAGCUCGAGGCCGAGGCUGCCCAGUUCUCGUCCUUCGCCGCCAAGCCCGCGCCGGCCCAUGACCUCCCGGUCUUCACCCCGCGCCGCUCCGCCGCGCCGCUGACCGAGACUCAGCCGUUUGAUCUCAACACCUCGCGCCGCGCAGAGGAGCGCGAGGCCAAGGCCGAGGUCAAGGCCGCCGAGGAUGCAGUCCUCGAGGCCGAACGCGCCGCCAUGGCUGCUGCCCGUGCCCGCGAGGAGGCCGAAGAGCUCGCCGAGUUCCGCAAGUCGCUCGACUUUAAGGCCCAGCCCAUCCGCCACUACGCUCCGAUCCGGGUCAAGGUCUCCGAGGCCCAACUGACCGUCCCGGUCUCCCCUCAGUUCCGCACCUCCAAGCGCUCUAAGCUCCGUGCCUAGCUGUAAACUGUAUUCAUCAUGGA
This is a messenger RNA of Thecamonas trahens ATCC 50062, 2999 nucleotides long. RefSeq names its product TPX2 protein. Gene Ontology annotation, cellular component: microtubule; spindle. NCBI's taxonomy places the organism in Eukaryota, Apusomonadida, Apusomonadidae. Gene Ontology annotation, biological process: regulation of mitotic spindle organization; activation of protein kinase activity. The transcript has 2 exons. The coding region runs from base 1 to 2976 and encodes 991 amino acids. The record is from RefSeq and is a predicted model, not a curated record.